Aspergillus uvarum CBS 121591 is the source of this 1850-nucleotide messenger RNA. RefSeq lists its product as uncharacterized. The record is from RefSeq and is a predicted model, not a curated record. Bases 277 to 1371 code for a protein of 364 amino acids. Lineage: Eukaryota; Fungi; Ascomycota; Eurotiomycetes; Eurotiales; Aspergillaceae. The transcript has a single exon.
CUACAUUCUGCUUGAUCUUAUUGCUUGACAUACUCACAUGUUGCUGUCUCUUCUACUCGCCCUCGUCUUCCAAUCCUUGGUUUUAAGUCUCUCAUCUAGCGAGUAUCCUUGAUCACAAUUCUCAAAAUGAGCGACCGGGUUCGCCCACAGUAUACCAUGUUCCAGUCACAGUAAGUACACGGAUCAACUGACUCUGGUUUUUGAAAGACUGAUGUCAGAGAAAGGGACCUGACAUACGACGACAUCGCCAAACUCAAUCCCUUUUACGAACCAUUCAUGAAGUUCUGGACGGGCUCUCCAACUAGUGAUACGGCCGUUCCAUUCGAUGCUCAGUCAUCCGCCUCGUCGGAGUACAUUCCUGUUGGAAUCGAAUCAGAUCUGUCACCUCCGUCGCCCGUAUUGCACCAGUCCGAGUUUGAUGACACAGUCUGCGUGCUGGAGGCGCCAAGUUUGGCACUCCACAGUGGCCAUGGACAUCAAAUCGGCUACCAUCCAUACUCUGAGCCCGAAGUCAGCCAGACGGUCCUGAUGAGGCUCAGUCCUAGCCCUCAGCUGUCUCCGACUGCCGCAGACUUGACUGGUGUUUCGCUGGUAGGUAACCCCUUGAGCGGAAGCAAGCCGUCACACAAGAAACUUUUCGGCGAGAACGGCUGGCUGGGGAGCAACGCAGAUCUCAGAGAGCUGGCGGGUGACAACCACAAGUCUUUCGGCUUGCGCAGAUUGGGGAAGAAAUUCAAGAUGCAUGUUGAAGACCUGGUGGAAGACCUGGUAAGUGGACCACCGCGUUCCGAAAGACCAUGUCCUGACAUCUCUUGUGAAAAGACCGGUGAUCUUUUCAAGGUCAACCUUAGCAUCCAUUCCUCCGGGCCUAUCCCUGAAAGGUAUGGAACUGCAAGGACUGUGCCGGUUUCUCUGGAUGCUCCAACCCAGGCAAGGCUGUACUCGCAACUGGAGGUCAUGAUCUGUGUCGUUGCCAACCGGUUCCUCGUCGAACAACACAAUCGAGGUCUGCUUUCCGGGGACUCCAUUUCGAAGGUCACCAACUACUGGGCUGCGAAGAAUCGCCCACGAGUCGUGGAGUUUCAGUAUGACCAAGCCACUCAGCGCCAAUUGAUCUUGUCAAACCUGCGGACUGUCCAAUUCAACGGGUGUAGCGCGACCAACCCAGUCCAGCUGAGAACGAACCUGAACAACUGGAAAGCGAUCGCAAAAGAGAUGAGCGUUCGCACUUUCUGCGCCCCGGACAGCGCGAUUCGUAAGCAAAUGUAUGACAUCCACAAGCUUCUUGAGAUGCUCGGAGCACCCCUGGAUACGAUGCGUGAGUUUGAGGAGUUGCAGAUGCAGGCUUUGUUGUUGAUGAAGCGCGGCUGAUUCGCUGGAAUAUACUUACUGUGGUGAGGGAAAACGGGGCUACACUGGCUGGAUGACGGGAGUUGAUUCGCCCUUACUGGCUCGAUUUCUGUCUUUUGCAUUUCAUUUCCUGCGGAGUUCUAUUGUCUUCAUGUCUCCUUGCGAAAAACGGAGUUGUUAAGCGUAUCGAAUGAAAGUCUAGAAAAUCAAUCAAGUUCUCCGCCUUGUCAUCCGUCACGCGCGGAAUUCUUGGCCGAAUGAAUGAAUGAGUUGCCAUCAUGUGCGGAUCAGGGUCAUUGCAUCAUCGGGGAUCCUAGCUCAGACGAAUAACGGCUUCAAAUGACCGACGUGGCUCCCUGCGUGACUACUGUCAUACUCGAGAUGAUGAGGUGGCAGUUGCGGUCGGCGAUGGUGGUGGUUUGGUUGUGGUUGUUAUGGUCGUUAUGGUUGUUGUUUGCAUGGAUGGAUGGUUUCUUUCACGUGGGGUCGACGUCAUCCUC